Culex quinquefasciatus (southern house mosquito) is the source of this 844-nucleotide messenger RNA. RefSeq lists its product as uncharacterized. The record is from RefSeq and is a predicted model, not a curated record. The coding region runs from base 295 to 675 and encodes 126 amino acids. The transcript has 5 exons. Lineage: Eukaryota; Metazoa; Arthropoda; Insecta; Diptera; Culicidae.
GCUGUUUCGGCAACUUCGACCAACGGACGGAGGUGUUUCGAAGUCGGUGGAACAAAACCCUAAAUUUAACAUUUUCUGCUACUUCAGUCUGCGCCGCGAACUCGGCUUAUUUGCACGUUCCACGUCCAGUUGUUCUGUGUUCAGUCGUUUGGUCUAGUUGGUUAGUUGCAGCAGCAACAGCAGCAGCGUAAAUAAACUCAGCCAGCAGCAAAGCCCCUGCAGUGCAGUGCAGUGCAGUGAACGAGAACGGGAUUUCCCAAAAGCGAAAAGUUUCCGUUUUUUGAUUAAUCCACAAUGGCAUUCAAAUUAAAUAAUUGCUCCGGCUCAAUUAACAUCCGGUUGACGUGUUUGACGGUCCUUGUCAUCGCUGUCCUCUCGGCCGCUCUGGUGCCCCCGGCGCAGGCCGCAAUCAACGAUAAUGAAGCGCAAACGGAUGCCAAGAUUGUUAACCAAGGAAGUGGUUCAGCCGAGCAGCUGCCAAACGGACCCCGCUCCAGCAUCUUGGACAACAUCUUCAACAUCCCAAUCCAAACGCUGAAGGCCGUCAACAAUCUGGUGCAGAGUAUUGCCGGAAAUCUACAGGCCGCCGGUUCCGGCACCUACUUCAGCCAGAGAAACGAGCGCCAGAAAAACAAUCACGACGAUGAUGGUGCGAAAAAUGACAGAAAAAACUAAUAGCUCUUGACCUGUGUGUGUUCUUGACCCAGAGGAGCAAUGAUGCUUUGCAAUUGUUGCUACUGUAUGCUUUUUUUGGGGUCAAGUUUUUCUUUAGAUAUGUUAAGGCUACCUGUGAUUUUCAAAUACUGUAUUAGACGCUGUCAAUAAAGAUUCGUUUUUAAAUGAG